CAUUCCUAUCACAGGGAAGGAGGGCGGGGUGCGGCCCCCACAGCCGCGGGUGCCCCCGAGGAGCUCCCCAGCAAAUCCCCGUGUCCAUCCCCGCGUCCCUUCUCCGCCCUCCCCGCCAGGUUAAAGGGAAGAGCCCGGCAUGGUUGAGAACUCUCCGGCCCCGCUGCCGGAAAGGGCAAUUUACGGAUUUGCGCUUUUUUUGGGCUCGUGGUUCGGCUUCAUUUUGUACCUUAUCUGGGCUUACGUUCCUGAGUCCUGGCUCUUCUCCCUGGGACUGACCUACUGGCCUCAAAAGUACUGGGCGGUUGCCCUGCCCGUGUAUCUGCUGGUGGCCGUGGGAAUCGGGUACAUUUUGCUUUUUGGGAUGAACAUGAUGAGCACAGCUCCCCUCAGCUCCACUCACACCGUCACAGAUAACUUUGCACAAAAGCAGCAGCAGAAGGAAUUGCAGGAGGAGGCGAUUCCAGCCCUGAGGGAUGUUCCCAUCAGCGAGGUCAACAGGAUGUUCUUCCUCCCUGAAAAACGCAUCUGCAACAGCAGAGAGAUGGUGUUAGGUUCUAUUUCCACAAAAGAUUCAUGAAAUUUAGAGUUUGAUUAAUUAAAACCUCUCUGAGGUGAAAAGAAACACUCUUUCAGCU
Zonotrichia leucophrys gambelii is the source of this 638-nucleotide messenger RNA. RefSeq names its product phosphatidylinositol glycan anchor biosynthesis class P (gene PIGP). Gene Ontology annotation, molecular function: phosphatidylinositol N-acetylglucosaminyltransferase activity. The record is from RefSeq and is a predicted model, not a curated record. Lineage: Eukaryota; Metazoa; Chordata; Aves; Passeriformes; Passerellidae. Gene Ontology annotation, cellular component: endoplasmic reticulum. The transcript is spliced from 4 exons. Bases 140 to 580 code for a protein of 146 amino acids. Gene Ontology annotation, biological process: GPI anchor biosynthetic process.